UGACUCAUAUGUUUAUAUGGAAGCCAAAGCACAGGAAAUUGCACAAGCUAACCUUGACAUCAGCAGGUCCAUGUUACAUGAACGAGGUUACUUCCAAAAAAUUCUAAGAAGAAUACGUCAUGGGACGCUCUUCGUCAUUGGGUAAUGGUUGAAUGACGUCAUCGUACCUCUACAUGAUUUCUACAGUUGAAUGUUUGGCGCUGUGCGGUGACACUUUGGUGCGCAUAUGGAAAUUAACACUAGUUAUUUGGAACGGUGAAGUGAACGAAUCAACCGAUAAAUCGAAUAUGUUUCGAUACAAAUCAACUUAUCUUUAACAAACCUGAAAGGUGCCUUGUAUAUAAUCUAUUGUUCAGGCUUUCCACGUCUCCUUGGAUGGUGUAGGAAAGAAGUGACAAAUAAAAUAUAAUAUGGAAACCAACAGUGAAUCAGACGAAACUGUUUAUUCCACUUCAUCAAUCGUGGAACAAAAAGUUGCCAUUCAAAAAAUUGUGCAGAAAUACGAUGCGUUAAGAAGAUUAAGCGAUUGUCAGGGACAUGAGGAUGGUGAAUCACAGGAAGAUUGCGAAUUAACAGAAAAGGAUAUUGUGCAAGUGGAGGUAUUUUUUAGGAGUCACAAAACCUACGUUUACGUGUGCCAAUGUUUAGCUAAUCUAUAUUUUUGUAAUGCGGAUGGUGGUGAGAAGAGAACCGAGUGGCAGUUGGCUAGGACAGGAAUACCAGUCCUUUUGUUGGAUAAAGGUGAAACGCGUGCCAGGACAAAAAGAAUGGUUCAGAUAGUUCUGGCCGAAAAGGGUUCCGGUUUUGUAUUAUGGAGAGAUAUCAUCGAUAAUCUCUCCAAUUACAGGUCAGAGGAUACUACCUUCCACACAAUGUAUCUAUCUACGGAUCACAGGAAAAUGGCGGGUUUCAGUUUCGAUAAUCUUCCAGCUGCGGUCGAGUUCUAUGAUCAAGUGGACCAAUUAGUAUCAGAUCCUUUGAACAUUUCGCUAUCAAUGCCGAAGAAAAAAGCCGUCAAGAAAAAACAAGAGAGGAUUAAGUUGCCUAGAAAAUGUGACAUAUCUCAACCAUGUUGUUUCCAGCACAUAACUAAUGUAGAUUUAGGCGACAAAGAAAAAUUAUAUACCAUGGCUACUCUUGUGCCUAGUAACCUCGAGCAAAGUGCUUUAUGAACGCCGAAAUAAAAUUGUGAUAUUGCUUUUUAUCGGAUUCAAUUAGGAUUAAACAGUAUAUAAAUACACUAUACUGAUUUAUGGAAAAAAACUUAUUAUUUGUUCCCCUUUACAUUGACUGUGAUGAUGAUAAAAAUAUAUAUAUAGAAAGAUAUUUUUUAAAAGUUUAUAUGUGAGCUGUGAACGUUGCGGUGACUGGGGAAACAGAUGAGCNAC
Molecule: messenger RNA, 1388 nt
Organism: Centruroides sculpturatus (bark scorpion)
Lineage: Eukaryota; Metazoa; Arthropoda; Arachnida; Scorpiones; Buthidae
Gene: MESR3
Exons: 3
Coding region: 411-1172 (253 amino acids)
Biological process (GO): regulation of transcription by RNA polymerase II
Cellular component (GO): nucleus
Molecular function (GO): DNA-binding transcription factor activity, RNA polymerase II-specific; RNA polymerase II cis-regulatory region sequence-specific DNA binding
Source: RefSeq, a predicted model, not a curated record